This is a messenger RNA of Manis pentadactyla (Chinese pangolin), 1501 nucleotides long. RefSeq names its product calcium homeostasis modulator 3 (gene CALHM3). The record is from RefSeq and is a predicted model, not a curated record. The coding region runs from base 77 to 1105 and encodes 342 amino acids. Gene Ontology annotation, molecular function: monoatomic cation channel activity. The transcript is spliced from 3 exons. NCBI's taxonomy places the organism in Eukaryota, Metazoa, Chordata, Mammalia, Pholidota, Manidae.
GGAAGAGAAGACCCUCCUGGGAGCCUCCUGCCCUCCGCCCCCUACAGCUGGCUGCCCACCCACUCAGGCCAGGGCCAUGGAGAAAUUCCACAUGCUCUUCCAGCACUUCCGGUCCAGCUCAGAGUCAGUGAUGAAUGGCAUCUGCCUGCUGCUGGCCGUGGUCACCGUCAAGCUGUACUCCUCCUUCGACUUCAACUGCCCGUGCCUGGCGCGCUACAAUGCCCUCUAUGGCCUGGGCCUGCUGCUCACACCCCCGCUUGCCCUGUUCCUCUGUGGCCUCCUUGCCAACCGGCAGUCGGCGGUGAUGGUUGAGGAGUGGCGCCGGCCUGCAGGGCACCGGAGGAAGGACCCAGGCAUCAUCAGGUAUAUGUGCUCUUCCGCGCUGCAGAGAGCACUGGUUGCCCCCCUUGUCUGGCUCCUGCUGGCUCUCCUGGAUGGGAAGUGCUUCGUGUGUGCCUUCAGCAGCUCCGUGGAUCCUGAGAAGUUUCUGGACUUUGCCAACAUGACCCCCAGCGAGGUGCAGCUCUUCUUGGCCAAGAUGCCCUGCAAAGAGGAUGAGCUGGUCAGGGACAGUCCCACUCGAAAGGCGGUGUCUCGCUACCUGCGGUGCCUGUCACAGGCCAUCGGCUGGAGUAUCACCCUGCUGCUCAUCGUGGUGGCCUUCCUGGCCCGCUGCCUGAGGCCCUGCUUCGACCAGACAGUCUUCCUGCAGCGCAGAUACUGGAGCAACUAUGUGGACCUGGAGCAGAAGCUCUUUGACGAGACAUGCUGUGAACAUGCGCGGGACUUCGCCCACCGCUGCGUGCUGCACUUCUUCGCCAGCAUGCAGAGCGAGAUGCGGGCUUGGGGGCGCCGCGGGGACACCGCCAGCAGGAACUCCAAGUGCCCUGAAAUGCCUGAGCUCCCUGAGGGCCUAGAAGGUGGAAAGGCUCACCUGCGUGCAGUCUCCAGCCGGGAACAGGUGGACCAUCUCCUGAGCACCUGGUACUCCAGCAAACCGCCACUUGACCUCGUGGCAUCCCCUGGGCUCUGGGGGCGUGGUCUCAGCUACCGUGCCCCCUCUGUGGCUGUGGGCACCAAGCCUUCCCAGCACACUGAUGUAUAAGGACCCCAGCAGCGUCCCCACGUGAAAUGCCCGUGCUGACAAGAGCCUGGGGGCUUUCCAGGCUGUGGGGACCCCAAGGCUGAGUAGCCUAACCCUUGUUGUCCUCCUUCCCCAAAAUAGCCCUGUCUCUGACCUAGUUUCUGGGCAUGGCCUCCUGUGUGCCCUAAAAAAAGUUUCACAAACUUUAAUGUACUGAGCACUCACCUGGGCUCUUGUUAAACGCAGGUUCUGAUUUCGUGCAUUCAGGAUGGGGUUGGAGACUGUAUGUGGAACAAGCCCGCAGGUGAUCCUGAUGUAUCUGAUCAGUGGACUAAACUUUGAGUCGCAGAGUCUAAAUAGAUCUGCCAUGGGUUCUGGGUCCUAGAUGUCCAGAUUCUAAAUGUUUGAAAUAAUAAA